UCAGGGCCGACAACUCUCACUGCCCAACAUGGCGGCCUGUGCACGUCCCUGAAGUUCGUGGUGAAACCCAUGUGAGACAUGGCACUUAAUCUCAGAAAUCUUGUACAAACUUUGCCUAAACUUGUCACUUUUUUCUCGAAAUCUCCCUACAGUAGAGGGAGAGGCAAAGGAGUGUCAUUCCAGAUCAGCAAAGCUGACCAUUUUGCUGUUAAAGAUGAACUUGAAAAUGUGGAAGCUAUCGAAGAUUUCUUUAAUCGCGAAGGUCGAAUCUUGACUUCUGGAAAACAAUUAAGAAGAGACACCGAAACUCUCAUACAAAGUGGACUCAAACGCCAGCAAGAAUGGCUGAAAAAGAAAAUAAUACAGCGCAAGUAUUUCAAAGAGCGUCGCGAAGUCAACUUACUAACAUGGGCAGCCAAAGAGCAAAUAUGCUAUCUGAACCAGCAGUUUCCAGACGAGUGGACUCCAGAAAUCUUAGCGGAGCAUUUUCCUGUCACCAAGAAAGGUGUCAUCCUACUUCUCAAGAGCCGAUACCUGCCUCGGUCCCAAGAAGAUAUUGUGAAACAUGACAAGAAUGUCCUGAGAAACUGGCAGCAACUGAAAGAUACGCUGCAGCUACAAGGAGGUCCAGUAGAUGUUGGCUCCUACCAGCAUUCCCUCAAUCAAGUCCCACUAAUGAUUAAUGCGGCAGGAGCCAGUCAUCUUCCAAGACCUUGUCAAGCAGAACAAAGAAUAUGUUCAAACACUCAGCAGAGAAAAAGAAAACUAGGUGCAUUUGAGGCCAUUGUGGCUGCAUCAGUCCCAGAAAGACAGCAAGAGAAGAACAUCUGUCACCAGCAGAGUAAGCAGCAACAAAAUCUAGUGCAAAAACAUAUUAAAGACUUUCUUAUUUUGGAUACAAAAUCGAAAAUUCUGACAGGUUUAAGCUGUCACACGGUGAUAGACAUUCUAAGCCUCUUGAUGGACUCAACUAGUUUGACAGAGCAUAGUCAUCAUGCAUGAGUUCUUUUUUUACUUUUUUCUCAAAGUGUAGUGUGCAUGUCUCAGCAGGUACAAUUUUGUAAACAUGUACAUAUUUUCCAAAGUCAUGAAGUGAUUCAUUGUGGGUAAUUUCACUUCAUCUUCAAUAAAAAUGAAGGAGUAAACAGAA
This is a messenger RNA of Pomacea canaliculata, 1150 nucleotides long. RefSeq names its product neugrin-like. The record is from RefSeq and is a predicted model, not a curated record. The coding region runs from base 79 to 1002 and encodes 307 amino acids. Gene Ontology annotation, cellular component: nucleus. Lineage: Eukaryota; Metazoa; Mollusca; Gastropoda; Architaenioglossa; Ampullariidae. The transcript has 3 exons.